GGACAUCACACUAUCAGGUUAUUGAAUUGAAUUUCCUAUUGCAACAAACACUUUUGUUGCUAUAACUGUAGACGAGGAUUUCCUGAUGGAGUAUCCAUCACAUCAAACUGAGGAUUUUGGUUCACAUGCUACCCCUAUGGAUAUGGAUCCAGUCAAUCUGACAGAUGAACAAACAAUUCAUAAUGACAAGGUAAACCUUCAUGGUCCUGAAGGAGUUUCAAGUCCGACACACGAUCAACAUGGGCUUAGCGAUGAUUUUACACUUCCAGACCGUCAAGAAAUGGAUAGUGAGAAGGAUUUUAGAAGUCAAGAUCCUGGACCGAGUCAGGCUACAGAAAUUCUUAACUUGAGUGAGAAAGGCAACAGUUCUCCUGAAGAUGUUCUAGAAAUAGAAACUCAACGCAAUGCAGUUUCUGAUAUAGGCUCAGAAACCUUUCUAUUUUCUGCCAAUCAUGGGAAUGAUGUUACUGAACCACGUGAUCCACCUACAAAUCAGAAGGCCAUACUUUCUUAA
This is a messenger RNA of Argentina anserina (silverweed cinquefoil), 514 nucleotides long. RefSeq lists its product as uncharacterized. The transcript is spliced from 3 exons. NCBI's taxonomy places the organism in Eukaryota, Viridiplantae, Streptophyta, Magnoliopsida, Rosales, Rosaceae. Bases 86 to 514 code for a protein of 142 amino acids. The record is from RefSeq and is a predicted model, not a curated record.